Molecule: messenger RNA, 6233 nt
Organism: Amblyraja radiata (thorny skate)
Lineage: Eukaryota; Metazoa; Chordata; Chondrichthyes; Rajiformes; Rajidae
Product: polyadenylate-binding protein-interacting protein 2
Exons: 4
Coding region: 58-447 (129 amino acids)
Biological process (GO): negative regulation of translational initiation
Cellular component (GO): cytoplasm
Molecular function (GO): mRNA regulatory element binding translation repressor activity
Source: RefSeq, a predicted model, not a curated record
CUCUAGUGACUACCCUGGAACAACUUUUUCUUCUGAUCAUUUCAACAACUGAGGAAAAUGACUGAUUCCUUAGACAUGAAGGCACCUAAUAUGACAAACAUGACGUCAGGCUCUGGGGCGCAGGAAGUUAUCGUAUCCAAUGGGCAUACUGAAAGUGAGCCAAAUCCUUUUGCUGAGUACAUGUGGAUGGAACAUGAAGAAGAAUACAACCGACAGGUAGAAGAGGAAUUAUGGGAGGAAGAAUUCUUGGAGCGUUGUUUUCAGGAGAUGCUGGAUGAAGAGGACCAGGAAUGGUUCAUUCCAGAGCGGGAUUUGCCAGGCAUCAACCAGAUGCAACAACAAAUGAAUGGACUAUCCAUAAACGACAGCAGCAAGACAGAGGACCUUGUGAGUAAAAGUACUCUGAAUCCUGACGCCAAGGAAUUUGUUCCUGGAGUGAAGUACUGAAAUUUUGAGAGUCUUGUAGGCUGCCCUCUUCUGGAGGAAGCAAAAAAAAAAAUACAAUUUCUGAACACUGUGAAGCGAGUCACUUUUUAGGAUGGCCAAUUGGUUAUAGAUGCUAUUGGAUUACCCACCCUCUCCCUUUCCCCAUGCCGAAACUUGUUUAGAUCGAAUGCUCUUUUUUUUUUUAAGCUUCAUUGCAGAAAUAACUUGGUCCUUUCACAAUUUCUGAUAUGUGCAAGGGUUCGGCUGGUGUACAGUAUUCUAUUUGCCACGUAUCACAAUGAGUCUGCUACUUUAAAACAACUGGUUCUCGUGGUUUGACGGGAGGAGAACGAAACAAAUUGCCAGAGUCUUGUUCAGUUUAGAGACCUUUUGCAUGUCUUGAAAGAUGGGUUUAAAGUGACAGUGCCUCCCCUUUUUUUUAAAUAAGUUAAGAAUUGGUGUCAGCAUAACAACAAAAGCACUUUGCCAAAAAAUAUAUAUUCUCUAAGAAUAACUACAAACUGCUGGAACCCAACUUGCACUGCUCUGGGUCUCUUACUGCCUGAUUAUAAAUGUCCCUUUCUUCUAAAUUACAAGAGCCUUAUAAAGGUGGGGUGGGGGGGUUGUGGGAUGGAUAUAAAAAAAAGAACAGUAUUACCGCUACCAUUGCCGGUAGUUAGUUUUAUUGUCUGCAAGAUUAUCCUAAAAUAAUACUAGCAGUAAAGGGAAUGCUCUAGCGGCUAAAUGUGUUACAAUACAUAUUGUGAUAUUUUAUUUAGAAACUAUGCGUAUCUUUCUUGGGGCAUUAUUUUUGAAGUGCAGUCCAAAGUGGUUUUUUAAAAAAAAAAGGAAUUUUGUUUAUCUGGAAUGGGGCUGUGGGGGGAAAUCCUUCAAAUAUGUAAAAAAGAAAAUUGGGUUGCACUUUUGAAAAUUGUAUAUUGGGUUUGGGGCUGUUUGGGUGGGAAUCAGGACAAAAGGUUGCUCAUUGGUAAAGAGUGCACAAAUGCUCAACAAAGAGCAUUUUUAACCAGCAAGCAUAGUGAUCCAGUUCAUUACAAAUUUCUCCAAUGGGUCAUUGUUUGUGUCUACCUUGAUGGUGAACAUGGCACUGCCGUUCCAGUCUUUCUCGUUUUCUCCCUCUCUCUCUUCCUCUUUCUCUCUCUCUCUCUCUCUCUCUCUCCCCGUCCCUCCCUCCCUCUCUCCCUCUCUCUCUCUCUCUCUCUCUCGCUUGUUCCCUUGCUCUCGUUGUCUCUUUCACUCUGUCCCUGGGAAGAUGAUGGUGCUCCUUUCAAGAGCUGCAUUUCUUUUUGUCAUUUGGUGUUAAUGCAAGUGGGUGCAAAAGGAAAAUUUACUGGAAAAUAGAGUUUUAUUUUAAAGAAAAACAAUAAGGUACUUGGCCACUCUUCAGCUUAUGUCAGUGAGAAGUUAGCAAGUUUAAGGGUUGAAAGGUUUUUAAAAAGAUCAUGAAUAUAUUCUUUAUUGUAGUGGAGAUGUGCAUGUUCUAGACCUGAUAGUAUAAAGGUGGUUUGCAGGUACUCUAAUUUAAGUAGAGAUGCCAAUAUUUUUGUUACACAUUGUGUUUUGGUGGGAGGGAAUGGAAUAUAGCUUACACUUAGAAGCUUUUAUGAAAUUAAAUUAAUUCAAAAUCCCUGAUGAUCCUGCACAGGACAGAUUUAAUUAUGGUGGGGUGUGGGAAAUUUCAAAGCCUAAUUGUCCAUUUUCCUUUGUGAAAAUUCCACGUGUGGAAUGAUGGGCAAGCUUCGUGCUUUGGUUAUGACUUUUUUUCUGUGCUAAAUGAAAUUGGGUUCUAUGGUAUUAAGUUUUCAAUGAAAUGGGCAGCGAUUUUCUUGUGGAUCAGACCUCAUUUUUGCUAACUCUUUCCUUUGAUUUUCAAAUUUGAAGGUGCAGAAUUUCUUCCCAAGCCUUAUGUCGGUCGAUAUUAUAUCCCAUUUUUAAGCCAUUAUUCUUUAUAAUGUCAGUUUCCUGCCACACCAACUGUUAUCAGUUCUUGUUCCUGCAGUUGCUUAGUGAUAAGAAACACUCAGAUAUCUUGGGUGCAGUUGCCACAAGAAAUGGUUUGGCAAUUUGCGUGAUGCAUGCGGUCCUUUAUUCAUUCCCUUCACCCACUCACCCUGGUUCUGGAUUUACAGCAAAGGUUGAAGUUUCAGUAGAGCGCUUUAAUAAACGAGGAAUCUUCAAAUUAUGUUGUUAUACAGCAUACCAGGUUGUGACAUAAUCCAUGUGACUUCCAGAUUGAACCGCGCUUCAGUGCUAUCUUUAACAUCAGCAAUGUCUUCUGCACACAAAACCUUUGCUGAAACACUUUAUCCAAAAGUAUGUUAUUUCUACAAACUGGGUGGAUGGUUAUGGUAGCAUUUUGAGUCAUUAUGGCCCUUUAAGGUGGAAAUUAUAUUUGUCUCCCUGUGACAUGAUAUUUUAAACGUUUUCCCCUUGCAGUCCUGCCAAUCAAGGCCUGUUCUUUAAUGUUCAUAUUCUAGAGUUCAUUGUACUUGUAGAAACACUCAUGCCAGUUCUAUUUUAGGCAUUGGUCAUUUAUAAUUAUAACCUCAGCAAACUCUCAUGCCUACAGCACUCACCGCUAAUCUAAGGCAGGGUGAAAUGCAGUUCCUCAAACUUUAUGGCCCGACUGAGGGAAAUUGCUUAUUAAUGCUGAAUAUUUGUGACUUUUGUGCUGCGGGAGGGGUUUCCAGAAACCCAUUGCAGCACACACAACUUUACAACCUUUAUUUUCUGGACGUCAUUCCUAUCAAUCUGGAUGGUUGGCAGCUAUAUGAUUGGGUUAAAAAAUUAAUUUUGGUCUCUGCUGUGGCCCAGUGAAUAAAGGCAUUGCCCAGAGGCCCUGAAUUUGGUUAUUGGUGAUUGCCAAAUGAACAUAUCUCUACAGCAGGAGUAGCAGUGUUACUACCUCACUUGGCACCCUUGGACAAAGGAAGACAUCUUAUCAAGAUGCCAUCUGGUUUCUUAUCUUGUCUGGUCUUGAUAGAAGCCUUCAUAUCUGAAGCUUGUUGUGUUCAGUUUUUCUUUAAUGACUCCGGCAGUGUGGUUGUUAUUUUUUUAUUUGGUUGGUUAUCUUUUAUGGGUCAUAUUUGAAUUAAGUGUAGCUGAUACCAACAGAACAAUAUUUGAGAAUGAAUUGAAGAUUACAAUUUGAAUGACAUGGCAGGUUGCUUAGGAGAGGAAUGUAUGGCAUGGCAAUCUUCCUCAGUUGAAACAUCCACCCUGUCCUUUAUUAUUUUGUCCUUUUAAAAGCUAACCUUGAUUUAAAUGUGGUCGUUUUUUUGGAGCAGUUGAUUUUAGUUGGCAAUGACGUGUACCUGUUUUCAUCAAUUCUUAUUAUUUUAUUCAACUUAUCCAUCUGCCAAAAGGGAGAAUAGUGAUUGUUGCUGAAGCGUGCCCUGUUGUAGAUGCCUCCAAUGUUUUGUCAUAAUCAUACAUUUUCAGAGGGUAAUAAUUCAGCUAAUGCUUGAAUUUCGGUGAAUAUGGGAGUUACGGCUGCUUAAAUCAAAGCCAUCCAAAAGAAUGGGGUGCAGGUAACCUGUUUAAAGCAGCAACCAUCCUUUCUCUUAAAAGGCUCAGCCUGGUUAGUCUUGAGUAUAACUGGAAAACUGCCUAUUAAUAUUUAUCUCAAAUUUAGAUUUACCCUGGUGUAAUUCUAACUAGUAAUCAUCAGAUGGGAAUGUAGGUAUCUUUCAAUAAAAUUAGGUUCAAUUAUAAUGUUUAGAUUUGGUAACCAUUUUAAAAUAUUUUACAAAUAUUUCCAGCAGUCAUCCAUGAAUAUUGUUAAUGCCCGUGCAAACUAACUAUAUGCAGUAUUUUUGAAUAUAUUAAAUCUGAUGGAAGUAUAUAUUGCUAUAUAUCUGCCAGCAUCUUUGGAGCAAUAAGAUAACUGCCCAAGAAAAUUCAGUUCUGUACCUCGUAUCACCUUCACUGAGUUUUUAACUUGAUUGUACCAACCAGAACCUUGUAAGAAUUGUUAAACUCAUGCUAUAUUGUAAUCGUGAGUUUUUACCCUCUUCCUUUUGUGCUGAUGUUUCGAAACCACAAGUAAACAAACAAGCUCUCCAGUCCUGGAACGUCCUGUCUUAUUCUGCAAUUGGCCUUGUACUUUGGAAAAAUUGGAGGUAAAACGGGAAUUUUUUUUUGUCUUUCGGUCAAGGCAUUUUAAAAUUCAUGUUGAAAGUUAUCAAAGCUUUUAAUCAGGCAUAGCAACUUCACGGUAACCUAUUUUAUGGAUAACACCUUUCCUUUCUCCUAUUCCAUGCAUACUUUACUAUUGACUUAUUUACUGCCUAGUAUCGAGAGCGGAGGGUGAGCGGGUGCUUUAGAACACCAGGUCGGCAUAUGACAGAGAGUUGAUGUUGUCACCCUAAGAUUACGAAUGCCAGUUUUUGCAGGAACAAAAACGGUUGAUAGCAGCUGUUCUACACUCCUCCAGUAUUCUGGCUGUUCCACGUGUUCAGGAUGUGCAUGCAAUAAUUCAGCAUUUCUCAUUCAUACCUUCAUACAGGGAUAUAACAAAGAAGGAAACUUGAGCACAAGACUGCUGGACUAGUGUAGAUGGUCUAAAAGGACUGGGACUCUGUACCUUUGGCCUCACAUUUCAAAAUUUGCUUUUUAACUGGAGGAAUUGGCACUGGUGCUGGAAUUGUGGACCCUUCCCAUUUUCUGUUAGUUUAGUUCAUAAAUUAACCUUUGAAACCUAUUUGCUUGGGUCAGUGGGUACUUAGUACUAAGAUAUUUAAAGGAGGGGGGGGGUAUGAGGGGGUAUUUUGCUUUUCAUUCAUUCAAUGCCUGAGGACCACAUUUAGAAAACCUCUGCAUGUGGAAAUCGUUUCUGACAUUACAGCAGAAAACAUGCAUUAAAAAAAUGCUUUCUAGCAAUUUGGAAAGUCAUGGGGUUGUGAAAGACGCUAAAGAAGUGCAAGUUUUUUUCUCUUGUGAAAAUAUUACGUCAAUAGGGGGGGGGGGGGGGGGGGGAUUGAAAUAGCCUGUUAAGCAGUACGUUAAGCUUAUGAAACCAAAAUAUUUAAGUUUUAAAAAAAAACCUCAGUUGAACAUAGGAACAUAUUGUGUCUGAUUUACUUCGCUCAUUGGCUGUUUUUUUUUCAAAGAUCUAGCACCGACACUAUGCAUAAGAGGGCAGGGCAGUAUCCUGAUUCGUUUGCUUACAAAUCUCGUUUUGCUUGUGCUGAAGCUCAAAAUCAUCAAACUCAUUGCCCGUUACAAACCAUUUUGGCCGAUUACAAAUUUAGACGCCGUUUGGUGGGUUGGACCGUAAUUCCGUUGGCUGCGGCCAACACACGUUCAAGUGGAGUUCAGGUCAUUACUCCUGUCUCCUGGGCAUCUACCAAUGCCACUCCAUAACUGAUUUUCACAUGGUGAACUGCAGGACCUUGUAACUCAACUCUCCACCCUCCCCCCUCCCCUUGAACCCCACUUCAAUGGGAUUUAUCUAGGAUCUAUUUUAGCAAGAAAUAACCUUCGUCCCUGCCCCAAAUAGCCUCUAAAUUGCCGCUGUGUAUACUUGGCCCAUGAAUUUCAGUUACACAGUAUCACUGUUGCUGUUUUGCUGGCUGGUAAAUAAUGGGUUGGGUCACUCCUGCGGUAAAGUCUGUUUAAACCACAGUUGCCAGUACAUUUCUGUAUUAAUACCAUUUCUGUAUUAAAAAUUGAGUUCUCAGCAUUUUGUCGAGACGAGGGUAUUAUCCGAAUGUGUUUGCGGAUGUAUCGCCUUUGUUUAUUGUUAAUUAUCUGACACAAGUGUGGAAUAAACUUUGUAAUUUACA